Molecule: messenger RNA, 4053 nt
Organism: Glycine soja
Lineage: Eukaryota; Viridiplantae; Streptophyta; Magnoliopsida; Fabales; Fabaceae
Product: MLO-like protein 3
Exons: 15
Coding region: 16-1506 (496 amino acids)
Biological process (GO): defense response
Cellular component (GO): membrane
Source: RefSeq, a predicted model, not a curated record
UAGAACUAGGUGGACAUGGCAGCAGGGUACGCAUCCGGUUAUUCUCUACAACACACUCCAACAUGGGCAAUUGCCCUUGUUUCUUUCAUUCUUAUUUCCAUCUCAAUCAUCUUGGAGCAUCUCAUUCAUCUUAUAAUCCAAUGGUUGAGGAAAAAUCGGAGGAGCGAUUUGGUUGAAGCAAUAGAGAGGCUUAAAUCAGAGUUGAUGAUCUUAGGAUUCAUGUCGCUUUUGUUGACAGUAACUCAAGACGCUAUAAUAGAAAUCUGCAUACCAGUGAGGGCUGCAGAUACGAUGCUUCCAUGUCGUAAACUAACUUCCAAUGAUACUGCAAUUUUGGAUUCUUGCAGUGCCAAAAAUGCUAGUAAAGUUGCUUUAGUAUCAAAGCAUGGAAUCCAUCAACUUCAUAUGUUCAUUUUUGUUCUAGCUCUCAUGCAAAUUGUGUACAGUUUUCUCACCGUGUCUCUGGCAAGGGCAAAGAUGAGGCACUGGAAAGCAUGGGAUGAAGAGACCCAAACAGUUGAAUAUGAAAUUGCCAACGACCCUAAUAGAUUCAGAUAUACAAGGCAAACAACAUUUGGAAGACGGCACAUAUCUACUCGUACGCCAUCACCAUUAUAUGUUUGGAUUAAAUGUUUUUUCAGACAGUUCUACCAUUCAGUAGAAAAAGUUGAUUAUCUCACCUUGAGGCAUGGUUUCAUAUCAGCUCACUUUUCAGCUAGGAACAACGACUUCGAUUUCCAAAAUUACAUUGAACAGUCACUUGAGGAAGAUUUCAGAAUCAUAGUGAGCAUUAGCCCUGUGAUGUGGUUCACUGUUGUUAUUUUUUUGCUGGUGGACGUACAUGGCUGGCAUGUGUAUCUCUGGUUAUCCUAUGUUCCCCUCUUGCUGGUUCUGGUUGUGGGAGCUAAACUUGAAGUCAUUGUCGACCAAAUGGCUCUUAAAAUGAAAGAUGUCAAUAAUGUGACCAAGGGGACCCCACUUGUUUGUCCAAGUGACAAAUUCUUCUGGUUUGGCCAUCCAGGAUUUGUGUUAACACUCCUACAUUACACUUUAUUCGUGAAUGCAUUCGAGCUUGCCUUCUUUAUAUGGGUAUCAACACAGUUUGGAAUAAAUUCUUGCUACCACGAACACAGAACAUUUACAAUCAUAAGGGUGGUGAUAGCGGUAGCCGUUCAAGUCCUAUGCAGCUAUGUUACUCUCCCCCUCUAUGCACUAGUGGCACAGAUGGGUUCAGAAGUGAAGAGCAAAGCAUUGGCUAAAAUGCUGAAGCAGUGGCAUCUUGAGGUUAGGGAGAGAAGGAGGAACCGAGAACAACUCAAGUCUUUUAGUUUUAGGCACACAAAUAUGUCCUCAGAAUGGAGCCAAGAAAAUAAGAGUGCCCCUGAUUUUUCUUCCACACUUUGUGAAAGCAUUCGUUCCUCUGAUGAAGGAGAAAUUGUAGAAGAAUUGGAGCAUAUGGAGAAAACAAAGGCGAGCUCAUCAAGUGAUCCACCAUGUGUUGUUUAAUUAGUAUUGCCAAAUCUGAGGGGUACAUAAUGAAUUAGAACUUUAAAUAGUAUUGAUUCUAUUGGACGUCAUAUUCAUUUUGGGUACAUAUUAAUAACUUCCGAUUUUAGUAGUGUAAAUUGCGUUAAUGUUUGAAUCUCUUGCAUCCAUGCAUUAGUUUGUACUUCUAAUAUAAUAUAGUAAAAUCUGAUGUGAAUACAACAAUAUUAUUUCUUUGUAGUACUAUAAUUAGGUUUUUUUUUUCUACUCAAUUGAAUUUUAAGAUAUUUUUAUAAAUUUUGAUUUUUUUAGACUAAUUGUGAGAUUAUUUUUUUAUGAAACUUAAUCACACUUAAAUUUAUUACAUUUCUUUAAAGAUAUACAAAAAUUGAACUUAAAUCCUUCUUUAUAAACUCAAAUGUAUAUUAUCAACUAUGUGACACUUACAAGAUAGAAAACUUGGUAUAUUAUUUCAGUUCAAAACCAUAACUCUAAUUAAAAAUUAAGGAAUAACCACACCUUAUUCCCUUAAACGUUUUUCUUUUGUUUAUUUAUUUAUUUUGUUGAAGGGGAUUUUAAAAGCAUAUAAACAAGAAAAUCCUCUUGUAAAGUUCAUUUACUUGUCGUAUUUGGUGAGGACAGGGAGUCAUCAUAUGCAAGGAUGAAUUUUCUUAAUAGCUUCCAAAGAUCAAUAAGCAGUCACCUGAGCACAUCCAGAAUGAGAAGACUGCAAGUGGUAAUAAAAACAAUUUUCUUUCUUGUCACUAUUACUUGACUAAGGUCUUAACCCCAUAAGUGGUGUCUCUGGGGUGAAGCCAAUCAUGCAAAAUUAGUAGUACUUUUUCCAUGUCGGUAUACCCCAUCCUGAUUCUAUUGAACUUAACCAGCUUGCAAAUCGGAUUUUGUUGGUGUGACAACUGUAAUGUUAAGAUGCCCGAAUCCAUAUUUGGAUCAAUUACCUUCAUGUAUUUGCUCUUUUUUUUACAAAUUUUAAGAAACUUUUGGAUUUACUGACAAGAAACAAUUUAUUUGGGGUCCUUUGGCUUUGAGUUGGUCUCUUAUUGCUUGCUAGUGAUGAUGAAUCAUGAACCCACUCAACUUGGUUAGAUCUAACUUGUUCUAGCAUAUGAUUUGACAUGCAUGUAUAGAGCAUCGUAUUCUCCUUUUGAAGCAUGGACAGAAGAGUCAUUUUAUGAGCAUUGAAGAUGUGGAGUUUAGAAUCCAUGUCCCAUGUCCAUGGUGUGACCACAUAUCCUUAGUUGUCUAAGGUUGUCCCGCACACUUCUCCACGUUCAUUUGCCUUCACUCGCUUCUCUAGCUACUUCUCUUUCUUUUCACCACCACCACACCUGCCGACAGGCCACUACUACUCCCUUCUGCCACCAAGUGUUACGAAAAUCUCUCUCUCUCUCUCUCACACACACACACAAAGUACGCAAGCAAUGGCAAACAAAAACUUUCUAUGCAUUAUAGAAGAAAUGGAUAGGCUUUGGUUUCACCAAGCUAUUCUUUUCUCAGAACCAACAGCAUCAGUUAUUUCAUUACCAUCUCCACCAGAUGAAAAAAAACCUGUUCCUACAUCAGAAUCCGUGUCUUGCUCAUCAUCCAUUCUUUCUUCACCACCUCCACCAGAUGAAGAAACUUCAACGGAUGAAUCACCCUCUUCAGAGCAACAACUCUCAUCAGAAUCAAUGUCAGUGCCUCUUCAGGUAUAAUUCAAAAGCAGUUAUUUUUAUUCCUCCCAUCAACAUUCUAUCUAUUCUAUUAUGUGUUAAAUUUUAUGUCAUGGCCAUUCUUUCUUCUUUUUUGUUUGUUAUUUUUACUGCCACAAAGGAUGGUUCAAUCAACAAUGAAGAGGAAAGGAAGGACGGGUUGACUAGAAUGAACCUUUUGGAUAACAGAACUCGUUCACAUUCAUCCUCACCAUCAACUCAAAACCGUCACAGAAAAUUGAGGAAACCAGCUACUACUUGUGCAAGGAAACUACAGAAGUCCAUAAGUUGCAGAACACUUGGGGAGCUAGAACUUGACGAAGUGAAGGGUUUUAUGGAUCUUGGUUUCACGUUCAAGAAAGAAUGUCUUAGUCCAAGAAUGAUGAGCGUUAUACCAGGCUUGCAAAGACUUGGUGUGAUGGACGCCACAGAAACGGUUGAAGGAAAUCAUAUCGAAGCAGAGGAACAAAAGAGAGGCAUCAUGAGACCAUAUUUAUCGGAGGCAUGGCCUAUAAAGAGACCCGAUUCACCGCUACUGAAUUUGAAAAUUCCCAAACGUUGUUCAUCUGCCAACAUGAAGAAACAUCUUCGGUUCUGGGCUAAAACAGUGGCCUCAGAAAUCCACCAAGAAUGAGUUAUGGUCAAUACUAAAAAAUAGUCACAAUUCACAAACUUAAGCAAAAAGCUAUAGUAAUAGUAAUAGUUCAUAAUGUUUUUUUGAUUCCAUAAAGUUUUGGUGAAUUGGAUUCUGAGGGUUCACCAGAGUCAUGGCAGUCCCCAGUCCCCAAGGCUUAAUGAACACUUCCAGAUGUACUUAUAGAUUAUCUACCAAUAAAGUUUUCACAUCCUUUUCAUA